AGAGAGUAGGUGAACUUGACAUGGAAGAUAACCUCGUUACAUCUCCUAUAUGCAAUUUUUGCAUUAUGAUUAAUGUGCAAUUAAAAAAGAGGUAUUCAAUUCCGGCUAUUCUGAAACCAUCAAGAGAAAAUAUUAAUUAAAAUUGUUCGUUAGCAAUCGGAUUCUAUCGGAAAUAAAAAGGAAUCAAGUAUAAGAGACGUUAAAGGUGAUUCAAACGUAAUAAUAUAGAAUAAUCUUGUUGAAAGAUGUUGCAAUUUUUGUUUAUUCUACUAUCUGGUAUAACAGGUUUUACUUUGGCGGGAUAUCCAGAACAUACUUCCGGAAAUAAUAUAAAUAGUGACGGCCAAUCUUAUGGAUAUGGAUAUUCUGGUAGCUUUUCCGGAGCAGGACCGAAUCUACAAAAUAUUCCAUUUAGCCAAGGAUUCGAUUUUAACAAUUUGUUUGAAAAUUUCAAUAAAUUUCAACGACAUCUAUUCGAUCAUGGUGAUGGUGCUUACAGUUAUUCACAUACACAUUCUAGUACAAAUGGCAAGGUAGAUGCUUCUUCUAGUAUAACUUUCAAUAACGGUAGAAAAGAUCUGUCGAAAGGAAUUCAAUCACAAUCUGCAUUUGUUCAAAAUAAUGCCCAAGCAAGGUCAAACUUUCCGGAAACAGCAGGUGGAUACGCAGGUGGGUAUGGUUUCGGUAAUGAAAACAGUGGAUCGUUUAGCGGGUCUUUCCCAGAGUUAUAUCCCGAUGGAACAAGCUUUCAAUUUAUUCCAGGAUCUGAUGUAACUGGUGAAUUUACACCAAAAGGGAACGGUGCUACUGCAUUUGGCUCCGUAGGCUCUGAUGGGGUUCGUCAAGGUGCUUUUGUUUAUCCAGAAAACCCCAACAAACCUAAUGUAAACGUCAGAUUUGGAGCGGAUCAACCGUCAGAUGGUUUCAAAAGUGUUUUCACUUCCAGUUCUAGCUACACAACCAAUGUUAAUGGAAAACCAAAAACCGUACAAAAAGCUUCAACAACUGUUAAUGAUAACGGAAAGGUUACAACUUAUACACGAGAGAGUCCUAGAGAAUAAAUUAAUCUUCAAUUUCUUUAUAUAGUUUUGUCUUUUUCCUUUGUAUUGACAAUAAACGUAAUUUAAUAUAUUGUUAAAUUUA
This is a messenger RNA of Diorhabda sublineata, 1143 nucleotides long. RefSeq lists its product as uncharacterized. Bases 246 to 1061 code for a protein of 271 amino acids. The transcript is spliced from 5 exons. The record is from RefSeq and is a predicted model, not a curated record. Lineage: Eukaryota; Metazoa; Arthropoda; Insecta; Coleoptera; Chrysomelidae.